Messenger RNA from Penicillium atrosanguineum, 1218 nucleotides. Its product is annotated as 4-hydroxyphenylpyruvate dioxygenase family protein. The record is from RefSeq and is a predicted model, not a curated record. The transcript has 4 exons. The coding region runs from base 1 to 1218 and encodes 405 amino acids. Gene Ontology annotation, molecular function: 4-hydroxyphenylpyruvate dioxygenase activity. Lineage: Eukaryota; Fungi; Ascomycota; Eurotiomycetes; Eurotiales; Aspergillaceae. Gene Ontology annotation, biological process: L-tyrosine catabolic process.
AUGGCCCCUUCGGCAAUCUCCACCACUCCGCCCCCAUCAAAUACGGGGGCAUCCUCCAUCGCUAGUUACCGUGGCUACGAUAAUGUCCACUGGUACGUUGGCAACGCCAAGCAGGCCGCCAGCUACUAUAUCACUCGCAUGGGAUUCAAGCUCGUCGCAUACCGUGGUCUCGAGACUGGUAGCCGUCACAUCUGCUCUCACGUCAUUCGCAACGGCGAUAUCACUUUCAUUUUGACCUCGCCUCUGCGUUCCCAAAGCCAGGACCAGAUCGGCCGCUUCAGCCCCGAGGAGCAGGCUGAGCUGCGUGAGAUUCACUACCAUCUCGAGAAGCACGGCGAUGCGGUGAAGGAUGUCUCCUUUGAGGUAGAUGAUGUUGAGGCUGUCUUCAACGCUGCAGUCAAGAACGGCGGCAAGGCCGUGUCUGAGCCCAAGAUCCUCAAGGACAAGGAUGGUCAUGUCAAGGUCGCAACCAUCCAGACCUAUGGCGAGACCACCCACACCCUUAUUGAGCGUGGCCAGUACCGCGGUGCCUUUAUGCCUGGUUACCGCGUUGAGUCCGGUGCUGAGGACCCAAUCUUGAAGUUCUUGCCUGCUGUUGAGUUGAAGUUCAUUGAUCACUGCGUUGGCAAUCAGGAUUGGAAUGAGAUGGACAAGAUUUGCGAAUAUUAUGAGAAGGCGCUUGGCUUCCAUCGGUUCUGGUCCGUUGAUGACAACCAGAUUUGCACUGAAUUCUCUGCUCUAAAGAGUAUCGUCAUGGCGUCACCCAAUGAGGUCGUCAAGAUGCCUAUCAACGAGCCCGCCAAGGGCAAGAAGCAAUCUCAGAUCGAAGAGUACGUGGACUUCUACGAUGGCGCCGGUGUUCAGCACAUUGCUCUCCAGACCGACGAUAUCAUCCGCGAUAUCACCAACUUGAAAGCUCGUGGUGUGGAGUUCAUCAAGGUCCCCGAGACCUACUACACCGACAUGAAGGCACGCCUGAAGCAGUCUAACUUGGUUCUGAAGGAGGGUUUCGAGACCAUCAAGAGCUUAGAUAUCUUGAUUGACUUUGACGAGGGUGGCUACCUUCUCCAGCUGUUCACCAAGCAUAUGAUGGAUCGCCCCACUGUCUUCAUUGAGAUCAUUCAGCGUCACAAUUUUGAUGGCUUUGGUGCUGGAAACUUCAAGUCUCUGUUCGAGGCUAUUGAACGAGAGCAGGAGCUGCGUGGCAAUCUCGUUUGA